AUGAAGGCCUCUAUCAUCUCGAUCAUUUCCCUCGCUGUUGCUGUUGCAGCUUUGCCCCCAUCUGAGACUCUCUACAAGAAGGGUGGUCCCAUGUCUAUCUCGAAGGCUGGUGACCAGUGCCAGGAAGGCAAGGUCUCUUGCUGCGCUCCUGAGGAUCAAAUUGAGGACAAGAGUCUUCUUUCCCUUCUCAAUGGAUUCAACCUGCUCGGAUUCGAUGCCGUGUGCUCCCCCAUCGAAGUUCUGGGACACAUUAACCUGUCUCUCCUCGGUUCCAUCGAUGACGCCAAAGGAAACGUUGAUUGCAAGCACACCCUUGCUUGCUGCACUGGCGCCUCAUGCCACGCUCUUGGCGAGUAA
Molecule: messenger RNA, 357 nt
Organism: Penicillium antarcticum
Lineage: Eukaryota; Fungi; Ascomycota; Eurotiomycetes; Eurotiales; Aspergillaceae
Exons: 3
Coding region: 1-357 (118 amino acids)
Source: RefSeq, a predicted model, not a curated record